Molecule: messenger RNA, 857 nt
Organism: Drosophila yakuba
Lineage: Eukaryota; Metazoa; Arthropoda; Insecta; Diptera; Drosophilidae
Gene: Npc2b
Product: ecdysteroid-regulated 16 kDa protein
Exons: 3
Coding region: 154-633 (159 amino acids)
Biological process (GO): intracellular cholesterol transport
Molecular function (GO): sterol binding
Source: RefSeq, a predicted model, not a curated record
AAUGAACAUGCGACGAAGUCAGUGGCUCAGUUGCUGAUCGUCGUUCAUAGCUUAAAGUACUAGCUCCCGAGAGCUCCGUGUUGAAAACCUGGAAGUUAGCCACUUGAAAUUGACAGCAAUUGCCGGGAAAACUGCCACAUCAACAUCAUCAGAAUGAAGCUGAGCUCGGGAUUCUUUCUGAUCUUUGCCGCUUUGAUCGGCUUCACGUCGUCCACGGAUGUCAGUCCUUGCCCGAAAUCUAAAUCCAAGGCCCUAGGAGCCGGGGAAGUGUCCAUUUCCAACUGCCCCAAGAGCAAGUGCAUCCUGAAGCGCAACACGGAGGCCAGCAUACAGAUGAAGAUCCGGCCGGAGCGCGACUUCCAGGAGCUGACCUCUGACAUCCAGGGCAUUAUCCUGGACGUGCCGCUGCCGUUCCCAGGAUACUACGGCACCAGUGCCUGUCCGCACAUCUACGACGAGGCCGGCGAGAAGAAGGUGGGCUGUCCACUGAAGGCCGGCCAGGUGUACACCUACAAGAACAGCUUCAAGAUCCUGCCCGUCUACCCAACCGUCAGCCUGGAGAUCCACUGGGGACUGGGCGAUAAGCAGGGGGAUGCGGCCUGCUUCCAGAUACCCGCCAAAAUCAAGGCUUGAAAUGGAAACACAGACACAGAGUGCACUCAAUGUUAGCUUUUAUUAGUGGUAAUUCUUAAGAUCGUAUCUGCAUAUGCUUAGUUAGUUAGGGAUUAAGUACGGUUAAGUGAACGAAAACGAAGCAGGCCAUUAUUGCGGCAUCCAGCCAGUGACGCAAUAUGGCCAAAAAGGAUUCCACUGAUCGGCUCAGUAAGUUUAAUAAUAAAAAACCACAACGAAUUCUA